AUGCUCAAUCACACGUCACGCCUCGCCGCCCUGGCCUCGGCCUUCUUGGCCAUCAACUCUGCAACAGCUCUUGAUUAUCCCGUCAAUGAUCCUGAUGCUCUCAGUUCCGCUGUGAAGCAGAUUGCUACCGGCGUCAUCGACUUUGAUGUAGAGGAUUACGGCGGUAUUGGCAACUUCCCCGACCCCUAUACCUGGGAGGAGUCGGCUACCGCGUGGGACUCCUUGUUGGAAUACUGGUACCUGACGGGCGACGCAUCGCACAAUGCCGCCGUGCAAGCCGCACUGCUCGGCCAGAUGGGGCCGGAUGACGACUACAUGCCGCCCAACCAAUCGUUAACACUCACGAACCACGGGCAAGCCAGGUGGGCUCUCACUGCCCUGUCAGCUGCAGAGCGUGGACUGCCUGCUGUUAGCGACAAGCCGACGUGGGAGAAGCUGGCAAGUGCUGUCUUCGAAGUCCAAGUCCCCCGCUGGGACGAGAAGACCUGCGGUGGCGGCAUGCGUGAAGCAAUCUUUACUUUUAGCGACGGCUACGACAGCAAGGAUACCUUUACCCAGGCCAGCUUCUUCCAGCUGGCUGCCCGCCUGGCCCGCUUCACCGGCAACCACACUUAUGCUGACUGGGCAGCGCGGGCCUAUGACUGGAUGCUCGCGACGGAGCUGAUCGACAAAGAUUCCCGAGUCUUCAGCCACGCAAACGCAUCGAGCAACUGCUCUAUCGUCUCCCACGAACAGUGGUCAGAGCCCGCCGCAUCCAUUGCCUAUGGCUGUGCCAUCCUAGCAAACAUCACUUCCUCCACCACCUGGUCCAACCGCACCACCUCCCACGUCUCCACCCUCCUCGCCACCUUCUUCCCCCCCUCAGCCAACAACACCAUCACCGAACCCUCCUGCCAUGAGACGACCGGUUCGCCGCCUGGAAGCGACGACUGCACCGACUCCACCCACGCCGGCUCCACCGCCUCCGCCCUCCACCACCUCUCCCUCAUCCCCCUGUUCCAACCCCACCUCUCCCCCGCCAUCGCCGCCGCCCUCUCCGCCACCGCCGCCGCUAUCACACCUCUCUGCAACAAUACCACCACCAAUACCACAACCAAUACCACAACCAGCGAGGACGUCAGCAGCAGCAGCGUCUCCUGCCACGGCCUAGGGCAGCAGCUCGCGGCGCUGGAAGCGCUGCAGAGCGGCUUUGUUGUCGUGGGCGAUGGUCGUGGUGGUGCUGGGGUCAAUGCGAGCGUCGUCCGACGGCUGCGCACGGCGAGUGGUAACGGGACUUCUGAUACUACUGCUGCUGCUGCGGAUGGCGACAGCGACGGCGACAGUAGCGGCGGUGGUGGAGACUCGACGGGCGCGGCGGCGGGUGGGGGUGGGUCCGUGUCGUUGUCGUUGUCGUUGUUGAUUGUGGCGGGGUUGGUGGCGGUGGGGAUGGCGGCGUUGUGA
Molecule: messenger RNA, 1440 nt
Organism: Diplodia corticola
Lineage: Eukaryota; Fungi; Ascomycota; Dothideomycetes; Botryosphaeriales; Botryosphaeriaceae
Product: glycoside hydrolase family 76 protein
Exons: 3
Coding region: 1-1440 (479 amino acids)
Biological process (GO): fungal-type cell wall biogenesis; carbohydrate catabolic process
Molecular function (GO): mannan endo-1,6-alpha-mannosidase activity
Source: RefSeq, a predicted model, not a curated record